UGCAGAAAAAGUAGUACAUAAAUCAUGGGUAGUCCUAUAUAAUUUGCAUUAUAUUUUUGGAAUCCUGCUCUUGGUCUUUCUUUUUAUGUCUUUUUAUCUUAUAGGAGAUAGUAAUAAUGCUGGUAAAAUCCUAGCAAAUAAGCCUAUAAGAAAAAACUCAUCUCCAAAACCAAAAUGCAAUUUGUUUUCUGGAAGUUGGGUUUUUGAUAAUGUCUCAUAUCCUCUAUACAAAGAACAACAAUGUUCUUUUAUGACUGAUGAUUUUGCUUGUCAUAAGUUUGGAAGAAAAAACUCAAAAUUUCAACAUUGGAGAUGGCAACCUCAUGAUUGUGAUCUUCCAAGGUUUAAUGCCAAAGCAUUGUUGGAGAAGCUAAAAGGGAAGAGGGUGUUGUUUGUUGGAGAUUCAUUGAAUAAGAACCAAUGGGUUUCUAUGGUAUGCUUAAUUGAAUCCUCUGGAAUUCCAUCUCUUAAACCACCUAUUUGGAAAGGCAACUUGAUCACCUUUGAGGUCAAGGAAUACAAUGCAACAAUUGAUUUCUACUGGUCACCAUUGCUAGUGGAAUCAAAUUGUGAUGAUCCAGUGAAGCACCGUGUCCGGGAUAGAAUUAUCAGAAUUGAGGCAAUUGAAAAGCAUGCUAGGAAUUGGAUUGAUGCAGAUAUUCUCAUCUUUGAUUCCUUCACCUGGUGGCUUGAAUCCCAAAUGACACUUCUGUGGGGAUCUUUUGAAAGCUCUGAUGCAAUCUAUAAAAAGGUUGGGAUGAAGUUGCGCCGGUAUGAGAUGGCAUUAAGAACAUGGUCAGAUUGGUUGGAAUUUCAAAUUGACAGAAAAAGGACAAGAUUGUUUUUCAUGAGCCUCUCUCCUCCUCACAGAAAUGCCACAGAUUGGGGCAUGGGAAAUGGUCAAAACUGCUAUAAUGAAACAGAACCAAUAUCAAGAAAACAGUAUUGGGGAAGUGAAAAUGAUGUAAAGAUGAUGGAAAUAGCUGAGGAAGCUGUAAAUGGGCUGCAAAAAAGGGGUUUAGAUAUACAAUAUCUUAACAUAACACAUUUAUCAGAUUAUAGAAAAGAUGCACAUCCAUCAAUUUACAAAAGGAAUUGGGUUGCUCUAACUAAAGAAGAAUUGUUAAAUCCAAGAAGUUAUGCAGAUUGCGUACAUUGGUGUCUUCCUGGUGUGCCUGAUGUUUGGAAUCAGAUUCUUUUUGCCUAUAUCAUGAACUCCUCAAGAGAAAAUAGAGUGAAAUUGUAAUGAUCUAUUUUUUGUGCAUAGAAUCUUGAAAUGUAUGAAGUAGUUCAGCCAGAUUUACAAUUAUUGUAUAUAUUA
This is a messenger RNA of Nicotiana tabacum (common tobacco), 1321 nucleotides long. RefSeq names its product protein trichome birefringence-like 34. Gene Ontology annotation, cellular component: Golgi apparatus. Gene Ontology annotation, molecular function: O-acetyltransferase activity. NCBI's taxonomy places the organism in Eukaryota, Viridiplantae, Streptophyta, Magnoliopsida, Solanales, Solanaceae. The record is from RefSeq and is a predicted model, not a curated record.